AUGAAUGUUACAAAUAACGAUGGGAAUUUUUGGGAAACUACACCACAGACACCUGUUUUUUCUAUCGAAGAACUUUCCAGCUUAAUAUCCAGAUCACCACCAUCCUCCACAGAUCCUCCUUCACUUCCUAAUGAUGACCUCCUACAGCCAAAUUUAAUGACAGGGGGAGAUAAACAAUUGGCACGAAUGCCAGAGCUACGUGUUUAUUCAAGGAGAAGAAAACCAGAAGAUAGGGAACACCUCACAGUUCAACAGCAGAGCCAUGAAUCUAAUCCGAAUUCAGUGUCAAUUGCUAAUAUGAGAGUUAAGCAAUCCAUUGCUGUCACUGAAGGAUUGCUGUAUGCUGGUGCCACUAGUAUAGAUAUUAUUGGCAAGAAACCUUCGUGGAAGAUUGGCUCAUCCUUUUCUAUUAAGAAAACCUCGCAGUCUCUACCCAAAGUGCAUAUUGAUGAUGAUAUGGAUCUGAUUGAUGAAGACAGUCUCCUAACUGAAGAGGAUCUGAAGAAACCCCAGCCACUACCUGGUGAUUGUGAAGUUGGAAGCACAAGGAAAGCCUGCAAAAAUUGCACUUGUGGACGGGCUGAAGCAGAGGAGAAAGUGCAGAAGCUUGGACUUACAAUGGAUCAGCUUGAUAAUCCUCAAUCUGCUUGUGGCAAUAGCCAGGUUCGGUUAAGUGGACGGAAUGGUAAAAACAGCCAUGACUGGUACACGCAGAGAAGACGACUCAGGGGUCUCCACGGGGUCCUCUGA
Molecule: messenger RNA, 750 nt
Organism: Fraxinus pennsylvanica
Lineage: Eukaryota; Viridiplantae; Streptophyta; Magnoliopsida; Lamiales; Oleaceae
Source: the annotation of a GenBank genome assembly